UCCUCAGAGCUCGCCGCCUCCGAUCGAGCAAGAAAAUUCAUCCCUUCUUCUUCUCCGUUGGGCUAAUCUCGUAUCGUAUGCCUCAAGCACAACACCGCUGCUGCCUUGCAUGACCUCCGCCGCCGCGGCUCCAUCGCCCUCCCUGCAGCUGCUCCGGCCAGCCACGGCGGCGCCGCCCAACUCGGUCCACCUCGGCAACCUCGAGCACCUCUUCCGCCACCGCGGCCAAGGCGCCACCGCCGUCGUCCAGCCCGUAGCUCAGAAGAAGAAGAAGGCGGCGCCGCUGCUCCGGCUGCCGUCCUUCUUCAAGCGCGGCCGUCCUUCUUCUCCAGAUCCGGCCAUGGCGGCCGCCGCGGACCUGUCGCCGCGGCUCUUCCAGCCGUCGCCCCCCGACGGGCCAUCCCCGCGGGGCGACAUCGCGGCGUCGUGGCGGCGGCUCCACGGCGAGGAAGGCUGCUGGCGCGGGCUGCUGGACCCGCUCCACCCGGACCUCCGGCGCGAGAUCGUCCGGUACGGCGAGUUCGUCGGCGCCGCCUACUCCGCCUUCCUCUCCAACUCCGACGCCUCCCCCAAUUCGGACCUGGACCAUCUCGCAGGCGCCGUCCCUCUCCAGGACGCCGCCUACCGGGUCACGGCGCCGCUCUUCGCCACCUCCUCCGCCAAGCUUCCGCCAUGGCUGGCGUCUCUGGCCGGCCCAUGCGCGGCCCAGCGGACCUCCCUCGUGGGCUACGUGGCCGUCUGCGAGUGCCCCGACGAGGUCCGCCGCAUGGGCCGCCGCGACAUCGUCGUCGCCCUCCGCGGCACCUGCACCGUCCUCGAGUGGGCCGACAACGUCCGGGCCGCCCUCGUCCCGGCCCACCACAAAGAUUCAUCCUCCUCCUCCUCGUCUUCGUCUCCGGCGCCGGGCAAGGUGGAAUGCGGCUUCUGGAGCCUCUACAACACCCCCGCCGACGCCUCUCCCGAAACCUCGCUCUCAUCCGCCGUCGUCUCCGAAAUCCGCAAGCUCCUUCAAAAAUACGAAGGGGAAGAGAUAAGCAUCACUGUCACAGGCCACAGCCUGGGGGCAGCCCUGGCGGUGCUAAUCGCCGACGAGCUGACCUCGGCCGUGUGCCCCGGUGGGCCGCCGGUGGCGGUGUUCUCGUUCGGCGGGCCGCGGGUGGGGGACGGGGAGUUCGCGGCCCGCGUGGAGGCCCAGGGGGCCCGAGUCCUCCGCGUGGUGAACGCGCACGACGUGGUGCCGCGCUGCUUCUUCCCCGGCGCCGGCGGGCGGUGGUACGCCGACGUGGGCCGCGAGCUCAGGCUCGACAGCAGGGCCUCGCCGUACCUCCGCCCCGACGCCGACGCCGCCUGCUGCCAUGACCUCGAGGCCUACAUCCACCUCGUCGACGGCUUCCUCGGCUCUCACUGCCCGUUCAGGGCCAACGCCAAGAGGAGCAUCCUUAGGUUGCUCCAGAACCAGGGAGGGAAUGUUAAACAGCUUUAUAUUAGCAAGGCCAUGGAGAACAUGAGACACAUCCAUGGCCUCGACGGCGGCGCCGGCGCCGGAGACGACGCUGCGGCGCCGGUCGGAUCGCCGCUCGGCCGCCGUCUGCUUGAGUGCGUGCAAUGACGAAACAAGAUGUUUGUUUGUUGUCUUGAUUAAUUAUUCCAUGGGGGAAAAAAUGGAGCUGACUUGGGUUAAUUCUUAGAGUACUUUGGGUCCUGAGUUUUACCAAGUAAACAAAGAUGAUGUGUGUUGCUUAAUUUGGUCAGCCAACACACGAUUUGUAUGGUACACUGAAGUCAUCGAAGAGGACUUUGGGGUUGUGCAGCUAGCUCAAGAUUUAUUGGUUAAAUUGGUACUUUGGGUACAAAGAUGUGGUGCCAUCAUGUACUUUGGUGUGUGAAAAGGAAAUCCUUGGAAGAUUCCGGGAUGGAUAAUGUGUUCAUGUUAUUCUGUGUAAAUUGUGUAAGAUAUAUAUGUACAGAAAUGAUUGUUUGUGGUCUCAAGUUCACAUCA
Molecule: messenger RNA, 1999 nt
Organism: Brachypodium distachyon (stiff brome)
Lineage: Eukaryota; Viridiplantae; Streptophyta; Magnoliopsida; Poales; Poaceae
Product: phospholipase A1-Ibeta2, chloroplastic
Exons: 1
Coding region: 110-1609 (499 amino acids)
Biological process (GO): lipid metabolic process
Molecular function (GO): glycerophospholipase activity
Source: RefSeq, a predicted model, not a curated record